Molecule: messenger RNA, 975 nt
Organism: Capronia epimyces CBS 606.96
Lineage: Eukaryota; Fungi; Ascomycota; Eurotiomycetes; Chaetothyriales; Herpotrichiellaceae
Exons: 3
Coding region: 1-975 (324 amino acids)
Source: RefSeq, a predicted model, not a curated record
AUGUUCUGGUCCCUGCCUCUGCCGCUGCCUUUGAACACCUUGGUGGUGUUUUACUUGUCCCUCGCCACCUCUGUGAGCGCCGUCGGCGAGCAAACGAGUCUCGUCGAUGGAGCGUCCAGAAAAAGAGGGUAUUUCAAGGGUGACCUGAUCCCCGUCAGCUGCUUGAAUAGGACCAUUGAAACUGGUGAACAUAUCACCGAUGCCCAUGGCAAUCUGCAGUAUAUACCAUUUCCGACGUGUAACGAAACGAACGAGCCAUUAUCCUUCCUCUAUAACACCCCACAAACCCAGACAUGUACCAUCGAUGCGCUGCCCGACGAGCUGUAUCAUUUAUUCGAAUUCUUCGUCCACAGCGACGUUCCUCUGACGUGUCGCAUUCCAUCAUACCCCUUGUCUCAGGAUGGGCUUGAUAUCACUUCGUCACUGCCUGAAAUUGAUGGGACGGGCGCAGAUAAAACAUUGUGGACACCUUUUACAAUUGCCCUGCAAGGCACUCUGCAGUUGUCUCACCUUCACCUCCACACGAACAUCAAUGUGCUUUUCCAUAUGUCACAAGACCCAGAGUCGUCGGCGACUGACAUUGGGUCGCAUUUGAUUGCCUCGGCGGCGUAUUCUCUGCCAAACACCUCAUAUUCGGCACCGAUGGAGGGUACCAAAAUCAUCCGCAACGAGCCUAUGGUCCUGACCUUUAAUGUUGGCUGGAUAGACGGCGCUGUUCUACCUGGGAUGGUUGGCCGGCCUGUUUUAGGAGUAAGAGACCACAGCAUUGGAUUUUCGUUGUUGAGUUUCUUUGCGCUGGCUGCCAGUGCUGGGGUUGGUGCAAUGGCCAUGUUGAUCUACGAAAGGCAAAAGAGUGGCAGGAGCGGAAUCUAUGGCAAUGGACUACUCGGCGGGAAUGUCGGGAACGGCACCGCGAGAGGCUCAGGAUAUGGAGGGUACGGCGGUUACGGCGGCGGGUUGGGUAAACGAGACUGA